Molecule: messenger RNA, 1410 nt
Organism: Mycena indigotica
Lineage: Eukaryota; Fungi; Basidiomycota; Agaricomycetes; Agaricales; Mycenaceae
Product: Cytoplasmic tRNA 2-thiolation protein 2
Exons: 5
Coding region: 7-1410 (467 amino acids)
Biological process (GO): tRNA wobble position uridine thiolation
Cellular component (GO): cytosol
Molecular function (GO): sulfurtransferase activity; tRNA binding
Source: RefSeq, a predicted model, not a curated record
UUAGCGAUGGCGGAUUGCGGCAAUCCCAACGUCGAGCAAGAUGCGCUCAUGCAGCGCAGGAAGAAAUACGACAGAACGCGACAGUGCGUAAAGUGCCAUGACCAGCUCGGAAAUGUGGUCAUCCGGCACGCGGUCUACUGCAAGGGGUGUUUCUUCCCCACUGUGGUCGGCAAAUUCAGGCGCGUUCUGGAGCCGUCAAUAUCCAAAGACAAAAGCAAGAAGGGACUGAAGGCCACCGGCAACCUCUGCCUCGCCUUCUCUGGCGGUCUUGGGAGUUCAGUCCUCCUCGAUCUAAUCGGCUCGAACUAUUUUGCGGCUGAGGGUGAUGCUGGUCAUGAUUGGAGUCGCGGACGGGGCGGAGGGACUGAACAUCCUAGGAAUGAGCCAGUUUGGGAGCAUGCAACAGUCUGCUAUGUUGAGGUCUGCAAUGCCAUUCCUGGUGCACGGGAUCGCACCGAGGAAAUCCGUCAAAUUGUCUCGCGACUGGCUAGUUAUGCUAAAUUUCUCCCGUUGCGGCUUGAAGACGCGUUCGACCAUGCAUGGUGGGAGAGGGUUGGUAGGAGCAAGCCACACGGUCAGCUUUUCGUUGAUCUCGGGCAUCAAGACCUCUUACUCUCCAUUCGCAACACCUCAUCUUCACCUGUUGCUGCUCUCAAAGCCUAUCUCGCAUCUCUACCAACCCAGACUGCCGUCCCCACCGCUAUUCACAACCUCAUUCGCCUCUUACUCCUGCACACAGCACAGUUAACCAACAGCUCGCAUUUACUGCUAGGAACUUCGUUGACAUCACUAUCGAUAUCACUCAUUUCAUCCAUCGCACAAGGUGGUGGAUUUGUUGUGCGGGAAGAGGCACAGGAGAAUUGGCAGCCAGAUUCGACAAGUUCGCAAAAAGUCGCUGUUUCGCGGCCGUUACGUGACGUUGGGAUGAAGGAAUGCGCCAUUUGGGCGUGGUGGCGGGGCCUUGAAGUUGUCGGGAAGGAGAAUUACCUGGGUGGAAAACAGGGUAUUGGCGCACUUACCAAAGGUUUUAUCAUCGGCCUUGAACGCGAUUACCCCUCCACCGUCUCGACUAUCGCGCGGACUUGUGCGAAGCUGGCACCCAAGGAGGCAUCUGAUGGGCUCUGUACUCUUUGUGAGAGACCGGUCCAGCCGGGUGUCCAAGACUGGAAAGAGAGGAUCUCAAUACGGCAAUUCGACGAAAAGGCAGCGAUAGCUCGUAGCCAGCCCGGAUUGAUCCAGCGUCUGUGUUAUGCCUGCCAUACCACGCUUACCAGUCCUAGCAGUCGUGGUGGAGUUGGACAAUCCGCGAUAGAUGCGGUCCAGCUGCCUGUCUGGGUCGAGAGUCGAGUUCUGGGGUCGGAUGAGAUGAAGGAUGUAGUUGCAGAGUUUUUACUUGAUGACGAGGACUGA